AUGGUAUUAGAUGACUCUUCGAAUCCAGGAGAUGUGGCUCAUCUCUUCAAGAAUGACGAUACUAGUAGUGAAUAUUACAUUCACCCAAAUGAAAACUCCUCUUUAGUCCUUACUUCUGCUUUAUUAACCGGUAGCAAGUAUCACAGUUGGGCGAGGUCGAUGAAAAUGUCCCUAAUUUUUAAGAACAAGCUGCGAUUUGCGGAUGGGUCUAUCCGAGCGCCCAAGGAGGAUGAUCCCAAGUACUAUGCAUGGUUGAAAUGUAACAAUUUUGUGCUUUCUUGGUUGCAGCGAACCUUGAGCUCGGAGAUUGGGCAAAGCGUGAUGUGGAUUGAUAACGCGUAUGAUCCUUGGGCGGACCUUUUUGAUCGCUUUUCUCAGGGCGACUUGAUGCCGAUUUCUGAGCUUCAGCAGGAUUUAUUUUCCCUGCAACUAGGUACGCUUUCGGUGACUGCGUAUUAUACACAAUUGAAGAUAGUGUGGGAUGAAAUAUGCAAUCUACGACCAUUAAAUUCUUGUGAGUAUUCUGCGAAAGAUUAUAGAAAACAAGAUUUUGUUCUUAGGUUUUUAAAGGGAUUGAAUGACAAAUUUUCUGUUCAAAAGUCUCAAAUUCUCAUGAUGAAACCUUUGUCCACAAUUAAUGCUAUCUUUGCUAUGGUUGUUCAACAUGAAAGGUCGAUUACUGCUACUGGGUCUGUGAGUGAAUCUAAUGUUCUUUUUGCUGGGAAAUAUGUUCAUAAUAAUAGAAAUCUUGUGAAUAAACGUGAUGACUUCGACAGUGGGAAUAGUUCAAGGAGGGGUUUUAGUGCUACUAAGAAACCUACCUGCACUUUCUGUGGGCUUUAUGGUCAUUCUGUUGAAAAGUGUUAUAGAAAACAUGUGUUUCCUCCUGGCUCUAAGAUUUUUAACAAAGGACAGACUGGUAUAGGAAGUCAGAUUUGUAUUUCUACUUUAGAUAAUCAAGACUCAUGGGGUUCUUGCAUGGAUGCAAAGAAUAGUUCUUUUACUCUUACUAAAGAACAUUAUACUAGUCUUUUGAGUUUGAUAAAGGACAGAGGCGCACUUGAACUGCAAAUGGCAGCUUUCAUUUUGUAA
Messenger RNA from Hibiscus syriacus, 1092 nucleotides. RefSeq lists its product as uncharacterized. The record is from RefSeq and is a predicted model, not a curated record. The transcript has a single exon. Bases 1 to 1092 code for a protein of 363 amino acids. NCBI's taxonomy places the organism in Eukaryota, Viridiplantae, Streptophyta, Magnoliopsida, Malvales, Malvaceae.